This is a messenger RNA of Xyrauchen texanus (razorback sucker), 1733 nucleotides long. RefSeq names its product meteorin like, glial cell differentiation regulator a (gene metrnla). Lineage: Eukaryota; Metazoa; Chordata; Actinopteri; Cypriniformes; Catostomidae. Gene Ontology annotation, biological process: positive regulation of brown fat cell differentiation; energy homeostasis. Bases 347 to 1207 code for a protein of 286 amino acids. The transcript has 4 exons. Gene Ontology annotation, molecular function: hormone activity. The record is from RefSeq and is a predicted model, not a curated record.
CGUGCGCGUUCCUCAAACUUCAGCGAGCGUCUGUGCUUGGAUCCAUCAGCGCGACGCCGCCGCCUUCACUCGAGUAGAGCUGCCUAGAGCGCUGCUGCUCACUGCGCGCAACAUGGAGUGAGUGAGUGAGUGAGUGAGUGAGUAAGUGAGUGAGCGCGCCUGCCUCUCGGACUUUCGGCUUUACUUGCGCUGCUUGAGGAAAUUCCGGCCGUAAAAAAGUGAAUCAGUCUGGAAGAAAAACGACGAUGUAGUGCAAAUACAAACAGUUGACUGUUUUAUUUCGCACCUGCAAAGCAGCUCUAUCAAGUAUCGCACUGGGGGAGAAGUGGACAGCGGUGGGACAAACAUGCUCUCGCCGUUCUUGGCGUAUUUGCUGUCGGUUCUGGUUCUGUGUCGGAUUGCGCGCUCCCAGUACUCAAGCGACCAGUGCAGCUGGAGGGGCAGUGGGCUGACACAUGAGGGACACACCAGGGAUGUGGAACAGGUGUAUCUCCGCUGUUCCCAGGGGUUCCUGGAGUGGCUAUACCCCACGGGUGCAAUCAUCAUCAACCUGCGCCCUAACACGCUGUCUCCAGCAGCCUCUCUUCUCUCCGUCUGUAUCAAACCAUCUAAAGAGUCUAGUGGAACCCGCAUCUACCUGGACCGGCUGGGCAAACUGCGAUUACUCCUCCGUGAGGAAGAUCAGGCGGAGGGGAGAGUGCACUGUUUUAGCAUCCAGGAUGGGGCACUGUUCAUCGAGGCUGUGCCUCAAAAGGAUAUCAGCCGAAAAAUCACAGCCUUCCAGUAUGAGCUGGUCAACCACAGACCAGGAGCAGAUCCAUAUUCAUUAUCUGCACCCUGCCAACCCUGCACUGAUGCUGAAGUCCUCCUGGCGGUUUGCACCAGUGACUUUGUGGCACGGGGUACUAUACUAGGCGUGACACAAGAAGACGAUCAGACAUCCGUCGCUGUGUCCCUGAGUCAACUCUACAGACAGAAGACACAAGUGUUUGUGUCAGGGGGCGGCCAAGCCAAAUACUGGACAGGCUUUAUGAAGAUGCCCAGACAGUGCAGGGUUAAAUCCGGGGAGGGCGUGUUCCUCUUCACUGGGACGGUGCGAUUCGGGGAGGCCUGGCUCAGCUGCGCCCCACGGUACAAGGACUUCCUUAGGGUGUAUCAGGACGCAAAGCAGCAAGGGACAAACCCAUGUCAUUUGGACACAGACUGAAUUCUUUCCAGGAAACCACACAGUCCGCCCAGUCGCUCAAAAACUGUGACCCUCCGAGCAGCUCUUUCGCUCUAUGUGUGUGUGUCUGCAGACAGGAGUGGAUAUAAAUCAGUAUAGACUGGAAUACCGCAAUCGAAUCAUCUUGCAUGCUAUCCCAGCAAUGGCUGAGACAGAGACUCAAGCUCUUGAAACAUCUUGCAAAGAAAAAUAAAGUUGGACUUUUAUUACUAAGCCAAUGCGGAUUUCUUCUGUCAUGUCUUAAGACGUUUUUCUGACGUCUUAUUUUUCUUACGGUCACAAUGUAGCAGACCUCACUGUUGAAUGUGUAAAAAUGUGAAAGAAGAAAAUUCUAAAUGAACUUCCAAAUGCUUUGUAAAAAUCUUGUUGUACAGUUUUGCAGUUGUUUCUAUGACAGAAAUAUAUUGAAGAAAAAGCCUGCUUUUUAAUGUUUAUUUUUUAAGAACAUUUGAAGUGCAAUUCCUGCCUGUGUUUAUUCUUCAGGCUGUUCAAUUACAAAUGUGUCUUU